Spinacia oleracea (spinach) is the source of this 909-nucleotide messenger RNA. Its product is annotated as glutathione S-transferase U9-like. Gene Ontology annotation, molecular function: glutathione transferase activity. Gene Ontology annotation, biological process: glutathione metabolic process. The record is from RefSeq and is a predicted model, not a curated record. Gene Ontology annotation, cellular component: cytoplasm. Lineage: Eukaryota; Viridiplantae; Streptophyta; Magnoliopsida; Caryophyllales; Amaranthaceae. The transcript is spliced from 2 exons. Bases 55 to 747 code for a protein of 230 amino acids.
CUUUUAACUACAAAAAGAAGGGUAAGGGCGUAACUAAGGCACACAAAAAUCAAAAUGGGAGAAGAGAGCUCAGUAAAGUUACAUGGAACGUGGGUAAGUCCUUAUGUGUUAAGAGCCAAACUUGCCCUCAAAAUUAAGGGCAUAGAGUUUGAGUUUAUUGAGGAAGAUCUAGCUAACAAAAGUGAGCUUCUCUUGCAAAAUAACCCAGUGCAGAAAAAAGUCCCUGUUCUUGUGCAUAAUGGGCUACCUAUCGUGGAAUCAACGAUCAUCCUCGAAUAUAUCGAUGAGACUUGGACUCAACCCCCGCAUCUCUUGCCUAAGGAUCCUUACCUAAGGGCCAAACACCGCUUUUGGGUCGCCUACUUAAAUCAGGUAUCAGAAUUAUUGGGUAAAAUAGUUGAAGAAGAAUUACAAGGAAAAGCAACAGAGAAGACGAUGAACGAGUUGUGGAAGAAGCUGGACGUGGCUGAAGAAUUAAUGAAAGCUGAGAUGUUCCCAAAUGGCUGUCCAUGUUUCCAGGAUGUGAAACCCGGAUAUUUAGAUAUAGUGCUGUAUUCCUUCCUUGGAACCAUUGAUGUCGUGGAAGAGUUCUUUGGCUAUAAGUCCUUCAAUACAGAAAGGUACCCGCUACUAGUGUCUUGGACUAAGGCACUCAGUCAAGUUCCUGAUGUUAAAGACGCGGCCCCACCAAAGCCUAAGCUCCUUGAGCUCCUCCAUGGUAUGCGGCACAAGGGUACCCGCUACUAGCGUCUCGGACCAACCCUUACAUGAUCAAUAUGUUAUCACUUUUCCUGAUGCCAAAGACUUUUAAAUUAAGUACAGUACAUAUAUGGUUUGUAGAAUAAAUUAACUACUAUAGUAGUACUGUAACAAAUCGUUUAGUAUCUCAAUCAAUCAUAUAUUUCCUCA